This is a messenger RNA of Sitodiplosis mosellana (orange wheat blossom midge), 1729 nucleotides long. Its product is annotated as serine protease snake-like. Bases 149 to 1522 code for a protein of 457 amino acids. Gene Ontology annotation, biological process: proteolysis. The transcript is spliced from 3 exons. NCBI's taxonomy places the organism in Eukaryota, Metazoa, Arthropoda, Insecta, Diptera, Cecidomyiidae. Gene Ontology annotation, molecular function: serine-type endopeptidase activity. The record is from RefSeq and is a predicted model, not a curated record.
AUCAUCGAUCGCUCACAGCACUGCAAUCGACAAUCGCUUGUUGUUGUUUUUAGCGACGAAAUAAAAUCAAUAAAUAGCUGUGUUCAAUUCUAAAUAGUUUAUUCAAAAGUGGAAACGUUUGAUAUCGAACAGUAAUCACGAAAAGACCAUGGAGAAGCGAGCAUUAGUUUUGUUGUUGAUUAGUUUCUUUCCUGUGGCGUUGAUGCAGCAGCAGCAGCAACAGCAGCAGAUUGGUCGUAGAAAGAUUCAAAGUGAGACACGCAUCAAAUUACCCAGUGACAUUGCAUUUACGCACGAAAGUACCGGAGACAUUGAAGGUGAAGCUUGUUUCAAUUUGGUUCGACGCACAAAUGGCAUUUGUACACUUCCAAAUCAGUGUCCGGAGGCAAUACGGGAUUUCCAGAAAGGAAUUCAACCGCAAAUUUGUAAUUACAAAGGUCAUCUACCAAUCAUAUGUUGUCCGCGCUCACAAAAGCCGGCCAGUGUGCCAAUCGUGCAACCAGUCGCACCAUCGAAUAAUGUUUACUACCCAUCGACAACGACCACAACAACAACGACGACAGGUCCAACCGUAGCACCUCCACUGCAACCAAAACCAUCUUUAUCACCGCCAGCAGCACCAGCAGUUCCAUCUUAUGAAACUCGGAUCAGUGAGCAAAAAUGCAAACAGUAUAUGAAAUUGAUGAUUGAAGAAUCGGUCGUAACAACAUUCUCAUUGAAUCCGGAGAACAUUACAGUACAAACAACCAAGUGUGCCAAACCGAGCAGCGAAGGUUUCAUUGUUGGUGGAACGGCAACCGAACAUGGGGAAUUCCCACACAUGGCCAUCAUCGGAUGGCAGCAAGACGAAAAUGGCCCAAUUGAUUGGAACUGUGGCGGUUCAUUGAUAAGUUACCGCUUUGUUUUAUCAGCUGCUCAUUGUGUGUCAUGGCGUGGAAUCAAACCAAAAAUCAUCAGAUUGGGUUCUCAGAAUCUCAAACGCUCCGAUGAUCCAAACGUUGAAGAUUUCGGCAUUUUGCAAUCCAUUCGACACCCAAGCUAUCGACCAUCAUCGAAAUACAACGACAUUGCUUUGUUCGAACUGAGUCGAGACGUGCAAAUCAACGAUUUCAUUAGGCCAGCAUGUUUGUGGCAAAAAUUCGAUAUAAAAUACCCCAGUGGAAUAGCAACUGGCUGGGGAUUAACCAAAGAUCGUGGCCGUCCAUCGGACGAGUUACUUAAAGUGCAAUUGAAUUUCAUUACGAACGAGCGAUGUAACGGGUUUUACCAGCGAUUUGGUGCAUUGAAGAAUGGCAUUAUCGAUUCACAGCUCUGUGCUGGCGAUGAUGUUGAAGAAAAAGACACGUGUAGCGGCGAUUCAGGCGGUCCACUUCAAGUUGCAACACAAAAGUCAGCAUGUACAUAUCAUGUAAUCGGAGUAACGAGUUUUGGAAUGGGAUGUGGUAAUGGCUAUGGAGUUUAUACACGCAUAUCCGAGUAUUUGGAUUGGAUUGAAAGCAUUGUUUGGAAAAAUUCAAACUAAUCAUUAUUGGUAUCGGACGUGUGUGGGACAUUGAUUAUGUCCAGUGAACAUUAUUUUUUUUAUUUUAAGGGCGGCUUCAAUGAAAGAGAAGAAACAACUUUUUUUUUCAAACAUUCAUGUACUACUUUUUAUAUGCAUAACAUUUGCGUAAGAUAUAAUUUUCAGCUUUUGAAUAAAGAAAUGGCAAAAAUUCGAAAUGAAAAAAAA